UUCCCGCUGGACCAGUGGCUCCAGCAGGUCAAGACCCAGAGAGGAAGGUGGGGGGCACUUGAAUGUAGCCCCCCCUUCUCUUUCUCCCAGCCUGGCGAUUUCUCUGCUGUCGGCUCAGGGAUUUGGGGCUGCACAGUCCAGGAUCUCCCCGCCUGGAGGAAAGCCAGCCUAGUCCCAGCUUUUCUCAGCCUCCUGGCACUACCCCUCACCCCCCUGGGUAGGGGUCCUUCAGGAAGGGUUAGGAAUUCUCCCUGAGCCAAACCUGACUGGAAGGGGGGGGUCCAACUUGUCUGCUCCCCCUUCUCCAGGGCACCUCUGAGUUGGCAAAUUGUGUCCUUUCUUUGCCUUGCUCCCCUCUGGGGGGUAUGUGGGGAGAGAAGCCUCCUGCUUGACAAGUGUCUGAGAGGGGGGUUGGUGGUCUGGGGUGCCCCUCCUGGGCAGGGGCAAGGGGAAUGCCAACUUUGGUUGGCAAAACUUUCAAGCCCCUAUUCCUUGGCUUCUUUGGUGGGGGUGCCAGUCUAGGACCUGUGCCCUGCUCCCACCCAGGCAGAAGCUGGGACAGGGCCAUGGGGCAACCCUCCCCCAUCCCAUAUUUGAGUUUCAGAAAAUGAAAAAGCCACUUGGGGCUGGGAGAGCCCUUUGUGCUGCCUGGGAUCUGGUGGGGAUGCUGCUGCUUGCUGGAGCUGGUGGGCGUGUGGAAGGAGUGGGCUGGGGCACGUGGGGGACGGGUCCUCCUUGUCUGCUCUGCCAGCCGGCCCUCCCAGCCACCCUGACCCCACACUGCCUCCAGCCCCAGGGAGGCUCGGGAGAGCAGCACUUGUCCCUAGGCUGUCGCUGCUCCGGGGCUCUGUUUGUUUCUUGGGCUGACACGCUGUACUCCGAAUCUCAGGGUUCCAGGACAUUGGACAAGGUGAUCAGGCCCGUCUGGCUCCCACUGCCUCCCGUGCAGGUGGAACACCAGCUUGCCUUGGACCUGGCCCUUCUUACCAGCUGCUCCCCCUGUCCUGACCUGUCCUGGGGGUCAGCAGUGAGAGUCUGGGUCCAAGGCCUAGAGACCUGGCCCCGUGGGCCUGGCAGGCUGCACGCUGGGGUCACCAGAGUGGGCACUGGGGCUGUUCCCCCAGCCUCCGGCUCCCAGGGACCAGGGAGAAGGCUGCUGAGACUUCCCCCCGGAGCAGGCUGGGCAGCGCGGCAGGAGGAGUGGGCCAGCCACGUACCGGCCAAAGUGGCGGAGAAUCAGGUGUGUGGUGUCCGAGCCCUUGCCCACCCUCGUGGUGACUCAGCUGCCAGGGCCUCAGCCUUCCGUGGCUACUGGAAUUCCCAGUAGCCUUCCACGAGCCUCGGGAUCCACGAGCCUCGGGAAGUCCCACGUGCUCCCUCCGUGCUCCCUCCAGGUGGCUCUCCUUCCCCCUCCUCCUCCACCCCUUCCCCUCUGCCCCACCCCCAGAGGGAGCUGGGACCUCCCUUGUCCUCCCCACCCUCCUGUGUCCUCACCCCUGGGCAUUCCCGAAGCACUGAGCCUCAGGAGGGCUGGGCUGCACCUUGGGUCCCCGCCGGUCCCUGCUGCUACUUCCCCCCUGUCUCCCCCAGGUGGGCCCAGCUGGAUCCUUCCCAGGGACCUGCUCCCAGCACCCAGAGAAGCCCAAUAAACCUUCGUGAAAUGA
Mustela lutreola (European mink) is the source of this 1664-nucleotide messenger RNA. RefSeq lists its product as uncharacterized. Lineage: Eukaryota; Metazoa; Chordata; Mammalia; Carnivora; Mustelidae. The transcript is spliced from 3 exons. Bases 608 to 1327 code for a protein of 239 amino acids. The record is from RefSeq and is a predicted model, not a curated record.